CUAACUUAAAUUUUAAAAUUAUUUCGAUAACAAAACGUGUUUUGUGCAAUUUGUUGACACGUUUUUUCUCCUGUUCCUGGCGUGUUUUCGUUGUCAACCUCAAUUUUUCGGUAAAAUCCCAGUGAAAAAUCUUGGGACGAAUUCGUAAAACCUGGCAACGCUAAACCAGUUCAGCCAACAGAAAAAAAAAUACUUGAAGAAACGUCAGAACAUAAAAAUAAUAUUUCUGUGUCAGAACUUCUGACUCAGAAGGUGCAAUAAUUUCACGGUUUUCAUCUAGUAAUUCGGUUUAUUUAUUAAUGAGAGUGUUUUUGUGCCAAUUUGUGUUAUUUAUUUAGCAGAAUCAGUGCAAGUUUUUGACAGGAAGAUAACCUCAAAAAUGGCUGAAAAAUCCGUAUCCUCAAAUGAUACCAACGCUGAAGAUUCCACAUCUACAGCCGAUAUAUCGAGAAUAGGGUCAUUCCCUAGCGAAACUACUCUUCUGAGCCCCGCUCAGACAUACUUCGCGGACGAAAAAAUACAGAUCCCAGAAACUGAAACGACUGGCUUCAGUUUAAAAAAACUAUGGGCUUUUACCGGUCCAGGAUUUUUAAUGUCAAUUGCUUACCUGGACCCAGGCAACAUUGAAAAUGAUUUGCAAUCUGGAACGGUGGCGCAAUAUAAAUUACUAUGGUUACUGUUAAGCGCCACCAUUAUGGGCUUACUAAUGCAAAGGCUGUCCGCCAGAAUAGGGGUAGUAACAGGCCUUCACUUGGCGGAACUUUGCUAUAGACAAUAUAGACAACUUCCAAGAUUGGUUAUAUGGUUCAUGAUUGAAAUAGCGAUCAUUGGGUCUGAUAUGCAGGAAGUAAUUGGUACAGCAGUUGCUAUUUACUUAUUAUCCAACAGAAGUAUACCAAUAUGGGUUGGUGUUUUGGUGACCAUUAUAGACACCUUUACUUUCCUAUUUCUGGACAAAUACGGUCUCAGAAAAUUGGAAACAUUUUUUGGCGUGCUCAUCACAGUCAUGGGCGUAACUUUUGGCUACGAAUUUUUUAAAUCCUCCCCCGAUGCCAUGGGCAUGGUCGAUGGUAUGUUCAUUCCGUGGUGCGAAAAUUGCGACUCGAGAGCCAUGGUGCAAGGAAUUGGAAUCAUAGGGGCCGUCAUUAUGCCGCACAAUUUGUACCUGCAUUCGGCCCUGGUAAAAUCCAGAGACGUUGACAGGUCGAAGCCGGAAAAAGUCAGGGAUGCCAACUUUUAUUAUUUCAUUGAAACGUGCAUUGCGUUGUUUGUAAGCUUCGUUAUUAACGUUUUUGUUGUGGCAGUGUUUGCCAAUGGAUUGUUCGGAAAAACCAACGCUGAAGUGCAUACACAAUGCCUUAAACAUCCUUCAAUAAAUGCGACAAUUUUCCCAGCGAAUGACAAUUCCACGGUAACUGCGAAUUUAUACAAAGGGGGCAUUUUUUUGGGCUGUACCUAUGGAAUAGCCGCUAUGUACAUAUGGGGUAUAGGGAUAUUAGCGGCCGGACAGAGCUCUACAAUGACUGGAACGUAUGCUGGCCAGUUUGCCAUGGAGGGUUUUCUUAAUCUGCAAUGGCCAAGGUGGCGUAGAGUUUUGCUGACCAGGUCAAUCGCUAUUGUUCCGACCUUUUUGUUGGCAUUUUUCAGUAACAUCGACGACUUGACUGGAAUGAACGAUUCUUUGAAUGCUAUAAUGAGUUUGCAGCUACCUUUUGCAGCUAUACCUUGCGUAGCUUUCAGCAGCAACCCGCAAAUUAUGGGGGAGUUCGUUAAUGGAUUGACAACCAAAAUCAUAUCAAUCAUGCUGAGUAUAUUAGUAAUAAGCAUAAAUACUUACGUGGUAGUGGAUUUAUUAAACAACUCGCAUUUUCAUUGGUACGCCAUUACAUUGGUGGUUAUAGUGGGCGUUCUAUACUUACUAUUCUGCGCCUACUUGGUCAUACACAUGGCUAUUUCUAUGGGUAGUACUAGAUUACUGAGGUAUAAGAUUGUGGAAAAAUAUAUUAUGAGUCCAAAUGAUGGUACCCUGCAAGUGGAUCCUAUAAGCUAUUCAAGGUAAAAAUGUUGUGUAUUUUUAUGUGGGUUUCUUUUUUCUUUAUACAUAUUAUGAUAUGCAUGCAAUUGUACAUACUUUUUGUUAUUUAACCUGGAUAAAUAUACUACAUUCACAUUUUUUACAGUGAAGAAAAUGCUUAAACGGAUAUUAUAAAUAAGGUAUACUUCAAACAAUGUAAUGCAUGUUAGCUUUGUAUUAUACAGGGUGUAAUAAAAUAACAGAUAUACUGUACAGGGUGUACCAGUGUAGAUUUUUUUUUAACCGUUAGUUAUCUGGGGUCUAAAAAAUUGUUCCUUACAAAUUAGGG
Brassicogethes aeneus is the source of this 2363-nucleotide messenger RNA. NCBI's taxonomy places the organism in Eukaryota, Metazoa, Arthropoda, Insecta, Coleoptera, Nitidulidae. The record is from the annotation of a GenBank genome assembly.